CACGGAACCGAGUUUUGGGGCCGAGUAUUUCCGGUGCCGGUGGGAGGGGUUUACCCGGGGACCGGAAAGGAAGCUGUUUCUGAGCCUGAUGAUGGCGGCCCAAGGUUGAGGCGCUGACGGUCGCUCACUAUGAACCCGGAGACGGUGCAGCUGAGCCUGGGGUCGGGAGGCUCCACAGGAGGAGCCUCGGGGGCGGCGACUGGUGAGUGCAGACCCGGGAGCGGGAGUGCGGAGAGUCACCGCCAUCGCAGACCAUUUGACAAGUUUUUUAUCUUGUAUUUUCUAAUCAGAAUUCGUUUAAUAUCUUUGGCUGCGCAAAAGUUCAUCUCUGAUAUUGCGAACGAUGCCUUGCAACACUGUAAAAUGAAGGGAACUGCAUCAGGAAGUUCCAGAAACAAAAGCAAGGAUAAAAAAUACACCCUCACCAUGGAGGAUUUAAUCCCUGCUCUUUCUGAAUAUGGUAUAAAUGUGAAGAAGCCUCAUUACUUUACAUAAAGAUAUGGAAACAUCAGCAAACUAGUGACUACUUAUUAAUAUCCAGCACCUGCUGUACAAUGUCAGCUCCAGUUGGCUUUCAGAAAACUUGGUGAGAAAAAAAUGCCACAGGUUGAAAUUUUCCAGUUUGUGCUCAAAAGUGGUUCUGAAUCGACAUCCAAUGUUUCAUCAUUUGGAAGACUACAUUAUUUUACAGCUGAUCUGUGCAGUUCAUUUGAAAUUGUUACUUGUGGUAGGGUGAAAUAAUCUUUGGAUCUGUAUAAAGUGAGUUUUGAAAGUUUUUUUUUCCAUCUGUGAAAUUAGUCAGGAUCAGUUUAACAUAAAUUAAAACCCUACAGAAUAUAGUAACUUUUUUAGGAAAUGUUGUGUAUAUUAACUUUUCAAAAGUAGCAAGCUAGUAUUAGCAAACUUGUAAGAGAGUAGCCAUAUUAUUUUCAGAUGCAGUUAUAUGUUUUUCAUAUGCAAUUCAGAAGUAUUCAUCUUUAAAUUUGUCCUCAUUUUAAAUAAAAUGUGGAGACAAUUUAUGUUCUUUGUGAGGGGAAAGGAUAGCACGGUUGACCUUGUUUUUGGGGGAAAAUGGCCAAGCAGCCAUCUGCUUUUCUGUAGUAACAUCAACUCAUCUAAACUCAUGUAGAAUGGAAUAAAGAGUUAGCUGUGUGAGAGAAGAAAAUGAUCAUUUUAAGUAUUUUCCCAAAAUCCAUGCCUAAAAUUUGAAACAGCAGCUUCAUAUAGAUUACAAAGAGGAUGGAGAUUUAAACCAGGUAUAAGUUGUUCUGGGUCUCUGUAAAAGUCCAACAAAACAAUUACGAUUUCUUUAAAAUGGAAUUUUAAAAUAGAUAUUUGAUUUAACCUUUGUUUGAAUUGAUCACGCUUUUUUAGAACUUGAUUUAAUUUGUUUUUUCUUAAAUAUUAUUUAAACAGUUCAAGUAACCAUUUGGUUUGCCUUUAACUGCCUUGGAUUCCAUCUAUUUUACCAAACAUUUCUGAAGAAUGGAAUUUUUAGGGAACCUUUGUGAAUUGAGUGAGUGCAUUUGCUCCUUAAAUGUGUUAAGUCCUUAAUCUUAAAAGGUGUUGAGUCACGAGGAAUACAGAAUUCAGUAAGUUUCAUACCUUUUUACUUGUAAUCUUGAACUAAGAAAGAUUCCUCCAUUUUAUAUAUGUCUGAUUCCUACAAUACAUUUGGACCUAACUUUCUGUUUUGGCAAUGAUUGGUGUAAAAAAUAUAGUGCGGGGGAGUGGGACAUACUUAUUUUAGUGGUUUCAGUAGUUUGUUAAUUAACCAGGCGUUUCAGUUUUCUAUUAUCGGUUGCAUCAGUUUCACUUCCUCUGACUCCCUUGCUGCAGAAUUGCUACCCCAAUCAAGUUAUCUUCUCUUUUAUUACAGCCCCAAAGUCCAGCUCGUUAUAUUGUAUUUCAUUCUCAUUUAACUGUCCACUGCCAAUCCCCAUUAUACAUCUUAGUGAUCCUCAUUGAUAUUUAAAUGAAAUUUUUGAGGGGCGUUUGCUUGUUAUAGCUGCUUUAGAAGGUUCAAAGAAAUUCAUUCUUUGUCACUUAUUUUAAUCAAGGUCUUUUCUGAAUUUGAGCUUGAAAUAUUUAAUUUCCCUUCUAUCACAUUGAACACAAAUGUCAAAAUCGUUCCAAAAUAUUAUUUUUUUCCCAUUAGCUGCAGAUCAGCAAAUAUAAAUGCUAGAAUAUUUAGGAUUGAAAUUAUAAAACAGCCCUUCUUGUAUCAAACAAACCUGAAUUCUGCUGAUUUACUUCUGUCAUAAAAACAGAAUAGGGUUAGGCCAAUAUGAUCAAGUUUGAUCUAUCUUAAACAAAAUUGCUCGAGAAACUUAGGUCUGGCAGCAUCUCUGGGGAGUGAAACAGAGUUACCGUUUCAAGUCCAGUGACCCUCCUUCAGAUUUGCCUUAAAUCCGCUUUCCCACUUGCCCAUUACAUCAAAAAUUUAUCAGCCUCAAACGCCACUGAGUAAUGGGGUACACAUGCUAUUAAUGUUGAUCUCGGUGAAUAUUGUUAUGUAGAAUGCAAAGUGAACUUAAGCAGCUCAGUAGAUUCAAGAACUCUUUUUUGCAGUUUAUUUAGGAGCAUUGGAUGCUUUCUGCACAUUUUCCCACUUACUACUAGGUUGAGAAGCUCUGAGCAUCUAAUGAGAAGACGACUGCUGCACAGUGUGAUUCUGACCAUCUUUCUGGAUAUCUGGAUCAAGAGGCAGAAACAAGAACAAACAGUGGCACAGCCUGUAAUUGUUACAAAUGGCCGCGGGUGUGGGGAGGUUGUUGGUGGUGGGAACGCGGUAUGGGAAUGGAACAGGUGAGCAGUUGACAUCAAGAAGUUAAUUCACAAAAGGUCUUAGCUUUAAAUGUACUGAUUGCUGUCGGCCUGAAACAGUUUUAGCUGUGGCUGAAACUCAGCCAAGUCCACAGGAAACAUUCAUCAAAUGUUAUCUAAUUUUAAAACCUUCAAGUUCCAGUAAAUUUAACUAUUAAACAAUGUGAUAACUAUGGCAAUAGAAGACCUAACCAAAGGCUGUUGUAAAAUAAAUGCUUUAUAAGGUUAGAAUGUUAGCUUAAAUGUGCAUUAACUUUAGAAUCUGAGAUAACUAGCAGGAGCGAUUCGAUUGAUUUCACUCAGUCCCACACCGACUCAGGGCUAAACUAAAAUCAAUUCCUUUGGAACAGUAAAGUAGUUUUGAGCAAUAAAACAGCAUUUCAUUGACCAUUGUCAUUUCUGGUAGACCUCAAAUCAACUCCCCCCAUAUGUGGAGAGAAGGGGCAAAUCUUGGUUAGAGACUUUGGUAGAACCUAGUGACACUAUUUCGCAGGUAACUCCAUCGUUUAAGGUAAUUAUUUGUUGAGCUCAGAGUGUAAGUGAAUCUGUUCAUGUCCAAUUAAGUCAUUUUAAACUCUUAUCUGCUUGCAGUUUCAGUCUCCGAGCACUCUAUCUGUGCCUUUUUUAUUUUAGUUUUGAAAUGCUAAUUAUUUUCUUUGUGCAGGUAAAUAAUCAGUUACCGUGUGGGUGGGGGGGAUUUUAAACAGGAGGGUCUUCUUUUCUGAAGAAGGCUCCAGACCCGAAACGUCAGCUUUCCUGCUCCUCGGAUGCUGCUUGGCCUGCUGUGUUCAUCCAGCUCUACACCUUGUUAUGUCUCUUGUCUGACAUGUUGCCCUGACUUUAUUAAAGGCCUGUUUAAUGUUAA
This is a messenger RNA of Rhincodon typus (whale shark), 3691 nucleotides long. It is a transcript of the gene taf10, whose product is annotated as TAF10 RNA polymerase II, TATA box binding protein (TBP)-associated factor. Lineage: Eukaryota; Metazoa; Chordata; Chondrichthyes; Orectolobiformes; Rhincodontidae. The record is from RefSeq and is a predicted model, not a curated record. Gene Ontology annotation, biological process: transcription initiation at RNA polymerase II promoter. The transcript is spliced from 3 exons. Gene Ontology annotation, molecular function: RNA polymerase II general transcription initiation factor activity; promoter-specific chromatin binding. The coding region runs from base 130 to 495 and encodes 121 amino acids. Gene Ontology annotation, cellular component: transcription factor TFIID complex; SAGA complex; nucleus.